Messenger RNA from Notothenia coriiceps (black rockcod), 847 nucleotides. RefSeq names its product tyrosine-protein phosphatase non-receptor type 23-like. The record is from RefSeq and is a predicted model, not a curated record. Gene Ontology annotation, biological process: protein dephosphorylation. The transcript has 3 exons. Lineage: Eukaryota; Metazoa; Chordata; Actinopteri; Perciformes; Nototheniidae. Gene Ontology annotation, molecular function: protein tyrosine phosphatase activity. Bases 320 to 847 code for a protein of 175 amino acids.
CUCUUCGAGCCCUGAGAGCAUUCCCGGAGGCACCAAGCCCCCCACCAACGUGCUCCAGCCCACCAAGGCUGACCCCCAGGACGGGAAGAAGAGCUCCCAGGCGGUGCUCCUGAUCCAGGGAGACCCUUACCAAGCUCCAGAGCGCGUCGCCCGUCUUCACGGUGAACUGGAACGUUACCGGGCCAAGGUGGACUCCCUGGAGCAGCCCUCAGAGAGCGAGGGGGGGCUGUCGGUGCUGGACGCCCGCUGGAGAGAGCUCCAGGACCAGCAGGAGAAGGACGCGCGCCAACGCUCCAUCGCCAUCGCCCGCUGCUACACCAUGAAGAACCGUCACCAGGAUGUGAUGCCCUACGACCUGAACCGCGUAUUGCUGCAGUCGGGGAAGGACGACUACAUCAACGCCAGCCUGGUGGAGGACCUGUCUCCGUACUGCCCGCGCCUCAUCGCCACGCAGGCCCCGCUCAGCGGCACCGCGGCAGACUUCUGGCUGAUGGUGUACGAGCAGAAGGUGUCCCUGAUCGUCAUGCUGGUCUCAGAGCAGGAGCUGGAAAAGGGGAAGGUCGUGCGAUACUUCCCCACGGAGCGGGGCCAGCAGGUCGCUCAGGGGCCGAUCACGCUCAGCCUCACCACGCAGAAGAUGGCUCCGACUCACGUGGAGCGCAUGAUCAGCCUGCAGUACCGCGACCAGAGCCUGAAGCGCACCGUGGUCCAUCUGCAGUUCACCUCCUGGCCCGAGCUGGGUCUUCCUGAAAGCAAGAGCAACCUGCUGCGCUUCAUCCAGGACGUCCACGGACACUACCUGCACCAGAGGCCCCUACACACACCUGUUGUGGUGCACUGCAGGUGA